Messenger RNA from Arachis duranensis, 1203 nucleotides. RefSeq lists its product as uncharacterized. The transcript has 3 exons. The record is from RefSeq and is a predicted model, not a curated record. NCBI's taxonomy places the organism in Eukaryota, Viridiplantae, Streptophyta, Magnoliopsida, Fabales, Fabaceae. The coding region runs from base 1 to 1203 and encodes 400 amino acids.
AUGACGUUUAUGAAACUUCAGAACGGUCUCUGUCAAAGCAUGGAGAACGGUACAUUAAUGAGAGUGAGCAGAAUUCUGUACUGGAAUCCGGUUAUAGUUUUUGGUGGUCUAAUACAGUUUGAUACCAUGCCAAUCACUAACGAAGUGACUAUGCGUAAUAUGUUUCAAAUUCACCGGCAGACUCAGAUGCGACAGCCACAGAUUGAGCUGUAUGUUGAGUUUGAAACCGUAGAGGCGGAAGGGAUUCAAAAUGACUUAGAGGUGGCGGAUGAUAGAGCUGCAGUGUACGAGGGAAUGAGUAGUGACAGCAAAGAGGACUUCGAAGCCACUUGUGAAGCCGGUGACGAAGAGCAGGAUGGUGAUGCGGGAGUUGAGACAGCAGCUGAUAAUGUAGUGGUUCACCCAUCGAGCAGUCAACCGAUGAACGUUCCACCUUUUAUGCGUGAGUUGGAUCUCGACGCCAUGCAUGCACCGGAGUUUCCAGAAUAUUCAAACAUAGGCGUUGCUGAUCCCGAGGACGGAGAGUUCCGGAUUGGAAUGGAAUACAGCUCUAGAAAGUCGGUCGUGACAGUAAUUAGAAGUUACACUGUCGCUAGAGGAGUUGACUACGACGUGUAUGAGUCUGAGCCACAGACGUUCUAUGCAAAAUGCAAGAUAUACAACGGUAGGCACACGUGCACAACGGAAGUGAUUUCACAGGAUCAUUCCAAGUUGGACUCGGACACAGUUGCUGAGGCUAUAAGGCCAUUGGUCGAGACUGACUCGUCCAUAAAGGUGAAAACUAUAAUAGCCAAAGUCCAGUCAAGGUUCAACUAUACCAUCAGUUACCGAAAGGCUUGGUUGGCAAAGCAGAAGUCCAUAGCGAAAGUUUUCGGUGAUUGGGAGGAAAGUUACCAAGCCUUGCCGUGGUGGCUCUCGGUUAUGGUUCAGAAGAUGCCUGGGUCAGUUGUCCAGAUAGAAACACGCCCACUCUACAAUGGGAAUGAAGAGGCGCAAGGGGUAAAAAUAUUUCAUCGCGUAUUUUGGAGUUUCAAUCCAUGCGUUAGGGCAUUCAGGCAUUGCAAGCCCCUAGUUCAGGCAGACGGAACACACCUAUAUGAAAAGUACAAAGGUACACUUCUGGUAGCUGUUGCACAGGAUGGGAACCAAAACAUUUUGCCUAUCGCUUUUGCCUUGGUGGAAGGGGAGACAGCUGAUGCGUGA